AUGUCAUUUCCUAAUUUGCAUUUUGUCCCCACCACACACCCCAUGUCAUUUAGUAAACAAUAAUAAAUUAAUUUAACCCCGUACCACGAGUUAAAUCAAUUGCUUAAAGUAAUUUGCUUCGGUAUAAAUACAUCACUAAUUGCUGUUUAAAUCAGAAAGUUAAUUGCGGCUGGGCUGAAUAUAUUCCGUUAUCUCCAGAGAAGCCUGAAAAAUGAUCGACAAAUAAAUUACAGUCUAUCAAUGCCCUUAAGUACGCGAAUUUUAAACAAUGUCUGGUCACGCGGUUGUUGUUUGGGAAUACGAAAUUAGAACGGGGUACUGGAAACCGUACACUCCAGAAGUAAGUCAACAUCUCGAAAGGGCCAAUGCUAAACAAUUGACCAGGGUCAUACUUUCUGAUGCUGAUCCAGAGCUGCAGAACUACUAUGUGAAUUUAAGGACACUAACACAGGAACUGGAAUAUUCAGAUAUAGUGGUUCCAAUUCGCCGAAAAUGCUAUCCACCAUCAUCUCCAGCUGGUAAAGGGGCAAAGUGGGAAUGCGUCGGUUCAGAUCAUGACUGGCACGCAUUUGAUAUGGAUAUUCAGUGCCUCAUUGAAGAAGCGUGGGCAAGGGGCGAUCAGACAAUUGAUAUGAGUAAAACUCAUUUGGGUUUUCCUUAUGUCAUAAACUUUAGCAAUCUUACUCAGAUGUGGCUUGCCAACGGAUAUGUUAGGAACGUGAGAAGAGUCAAGCAAGCCCCAUAUCCACUUGUCAAAGUUAGGCUGGAGGAGUUAGCUCCAGUCACUGGACGAAGAAAUGCAGAUCUCAGAAAAUCAUACACAAAUAAUACUCACCAAAAUCAAUCUGCUAAAGUUAUUGGAACCAGCGCCGCUUUAAACUCAACAUCAGAACCUAGUACUAAGAAGUCUAGCACCAAGAAGAAAUCGUCCAAAUCGACAAAGAGCACAAAUGAUACUCCCACAAACCUUGCUAGAGUUAUUCUGAGCAAUUUAAACAUUUUUGGUCAUAAAUCAGCAAGCACAAAUCAAACUUCUAAUUCACAAAGUAUAGAAAAUCGCACGUUGCUAGACGUGGAUAGUAGCAGUACUCAAUCAGGCCGAAGGCCUAGUUUGGAUACCGUAUCCACUUAUUUAAGCCAAGAAAGUCGUGAAAGUCAAGCUACUGCAUCCACGGCAGAUUUAAUUAACUGCAGUGGAAGUGAUGACGGUUUGGAAAUUGAUAACGUUUCGCUGAUUGUCGGUUUGGACCCAGCAAGUGCCUCAAUAUCUCAUUUUGUUCGCGUCUCCAAGCCAAGUGAGUGGGCUCCACGUCAGCCUUGUCCAUUAUGCCGUCAAACUUUAAAACCCACGCUGGUCGUGAUAGCUCUUCCAUGUAAUCAUGUGCUUCACUUAGACUGUCUCAACUACUCUUUAAACGAACUACAAGAAGCAGGUUCACACUUACAUAUUCAAUGUUCAGUUUGUGGUUGUAUUUAUGGAGAAAAACAUGGAAAUCAGCCAAGGGGAACGAUGGAAUGGGGGGUUAUAGACAGAAGUGUACCUGGAUACCAAAACUUUCGAACUAUCCAGAUUGUGUAUAACAUAAAAUCGGGGAUUCAAGGUCCUGAGCAUCCAAGCCCUGGGAGAGAAUAUUAUGCAGUUGGAUUUCCAAGAGUUGCAUAUCUUCCAGAUAAUCCUAAGGGCAGGAAAGUAUUGAGACUGCUGGAUGAAGCAUGGCAUAGAAAAUUAAUAUUUACCAUAACGAGAUCUAAUACGACUGGGUGUGAAGAUGUGGUAUCUUGGAACAUUCCGCAUAAGACUGAAAUAGGACCAAGUAAUAACAGCCACAGCUAUCCAGAUUCUGGAUAUCUCAAUAGUAUUUUACGAGAACUGGAAGCUUUAGGCGUGGUUGAUGAAGCUAAAGAAAAGCGGUAAAUUAUCCAGUAAAGAUAUCUGGUACUUAUUGAAAUUAUAUUAAUAAUUAUGGAGUUUUAUAAACAUAUAUUUUAGAAUGACUUCGAAUAAGAGAAUUCUGUAGAUAUUGGUUCAUAUUAGAUAAAUUACUUGACUCAAUAUAGAAUGAUAUUAAAUUAAGUUGCAAUAACUUCAAGUCUUCCUUGAUAUUGUAAAUAUCUAUUAUUGCAAUAGGCGCAUCUAGGCGUGUUUGUUUUAUUUGAGUUAAAUUUUAUAUUAAGAUUUUAUUUGACGACUAUGAAUUUUUUUUAUUUUAUUAGACGGAUUGUAAACAUAUUUAAGUCCAAUUUCGAUUAUUUUUAUAUACAAUCGACACGUUUUCAAACAAAUUACCACAAAAGUAUGCUUUUGAUAUAAUUAAAAUAUGUAUACUAAUUUUGGUGUCUCUAAACGGUACUUUGAAAAUAUUUAAUCCGAAACAUUUGUACUUUUUUAUAACAAUUCUGAUUUUCCAAUAUAUUUUACCUAAAUCAAGUUUACCUGGUUUGAUCAGCCGCUAAUAAAAUAUCUGUAUAUAAGAAAUUGAUAUUUUCUAUGGCUGGGUCUAAAUUUUUGUGAGAACAUUUUUUACGCAUGUUUUAGAGACACCAAAAGUUGAUUUAUAUCUUUGUAGAAUAAAAAAUUCGCAACAAAAAUUUGAUUAAUUGGAAUUUUACGUGAAAUAUCCGGACAAUUUUGUAUAUCUAAAAUAAUUGCAGCUUUAUUUGGGUAUUUCUUAUAUAGACUUAAUAUAAAUUGCCCAUUUGUUAUCUAUGCAAUUACUCGGCACCACAAAUGGCCAAGAGAGAUUCUUAUAAGAGAAAAUUUUGAAGAAGAAAGGGAGGGAAAGUUUAAACACUAUUGAGACUGACUUUAGCUAAUUGAUUAUGAAAAUCUCAUUUCACCAAUAAGAUUAAAAAUAGACAAACUCAUUGUUGUAUUCCGUGUCCACCGCUUUGAUAUUGCGAUACGUUAUUGAAAGACAUAAUUAUAGUCUGAUAAUAUAAGGUAUGCAGAAACAGAAGAUCUUGGUCAAUUAAUGUAGACUGUUAUAUUUAGGAUAUCUUUGACAUUCACAAACUGUUUAAACAUUUUAGCUACAGUUAUGCUUUUUGAAGUACAUACAUUCCAAUAGAUAGUUCAAUAUGUAUGUGAGGGCUUACAGAACACAUACGAAUAUUUUUAUAGAUCUGUACAUUGUUGAUGUCGUUUACUAAGACAAUACUGAAUGAGUACAAAACGAUUUACAGAUACCCAUAUAAUUUUAAGAUUGUAUUUAAAAAUGUAUUAAGCAAUAUUUUGUUUAACUCGUAUAAAUAUAAUAUUUAGAAACAGCAAUUGAUACCAUGCAAUAGAAAAUAUAUACAUAUUGGUACA
Dendroctonus ponderosae (mountain pine beetle) is the source of this 3310-nucleotide messenger RNA. It is a transcript of the gene dx, whose product is annotated as protein deltex. The transcript is spliced from 7 exons. Gene Ontology annotation, molecular function: zinc ion binding; ubiquitin protein ligase activity. Gene Ontology annotation, cellular component: nucleoplasm. The coding region runs from base 269 to 1915 and encodes 548 amino acids. The record is from RefSeq and is a predicted model, not a curated record. NCBI's taxonomy places the organism in Eukaryota, Metazoa, Arthropoda, Insecta, Coleoptera, Curculionidae. Gene Ontology annotation, biological process: protein ubiquitination; Notch signaling pathway.